This is a messenger RNA of Morchella sextelata, 1125 nucleotides long. RefSeq lists its product as uncharacterized. The record is from RefSeq and is a predicted model, not a curated record. The coding region runs from base 1 to 1125 and encodes 374 amino acids. NCBI's taxonomy places the organism in Eukaryota, Fungi, Ascomycota, Pezizomycetes, Pezizales, Morchellaceae. The transcript is spliced from 3 exons.
AUGGAAAUGACCAGAGGGUUCCUCGCUAGUGCAUAUACCAGAUAUGAAGAGCUUAAAUCAGAGUUAGUUGGACUUGAGAGUGAGCUUAUCAAAUCCCGGGACGCAUUUCAUGAGACCUUAUCCCCCACAGACACAGACUUAUGGCGAGAGGCUCACAUGACACAUACUGAAAAGAAGGCUGAAUUGGCAAAGAGGCUUGACAAAAUAGAGAAUAUCUCAACUAGAUUGAAAAGCUUUGUGAAAACGACCAAAGAGCAGCAGCAGCCAGCAAUGCGGCUGUAUCAAAGCACAGUCACCCGUAAAGCUUCGAGUACUUCGGAAAAACAAAUUGGAGCAACUCUUUACUUCCGUCCGGAUACACGCCUGGAGUUACUUGCGACGAUACUAUGCUCCCGUUCCAACCUUCUUAUGGUUACUGAGAAUGCUUUGCUAGCUCAUUACCUUAAAUCCAAGGCCAGGGAGCCUCUAAGGGCUAGCCGCCCCAUAGACGAAUCUCUUUUUGGCACAAUCCGACAAACCAGAUUAAGUAAUCGAGUGGAUAAUACGGAGGUCUUGGUUGACUUUAUUUCACAAAGCGCUUCAAGAAAGGCGAAGGCCUCUAUGAAAAGUUGCCAAAACAAUAUAAAUGCUGCUAGAGCUGAAAGCCUUCCUGGUCCGGAGGUUGAUGCUAUAGUUAUAUUUGUAAAAAUGGUAGCUAUCUGGCGCCAACUUCCACGAGAUCCAAAUAGCUUCGAGAAAUUGAAUGAAGCUAUCAAAGAAGCAACCACAUAUCUAGAUGAAGCCGAUAAGGUUUGUGAGGGGCAGUUCACAGGAGUAGACGACAUGAAGGAAACGCUCGAGGUUGUUCGGAAACAACUGAGCGGCGGUACCUUUUAUCAAGACAUUACCGACCAAGAAAUGGAGACUGUGGUGAGAGCUAUGAAAGGAAGUCUGAGGUUUGAAUUUUCCACUGGCCGUUGGUACUAUUGUCAGAAUGGACACCCGUUCGCUGUGGGCGAUUGUGGGAGGCCGAUGGUAGAGGUCAAAUGCCCAGAAUGCAAUGCCCCAGUAGGAGGGACCGAUCAUAAUCCCGCUGCUGGUGUACGAAGCGCAGCCGAGCUUGACGCCAUUAUUGAGAGAGAAUAG